Molecule: messenger RNA, 1512 nt
Organism: Penicillium canescens
Lineage: Eukaryota; Fungi; Ascomycota; Eurotiomycetes; Eurotiales; Aspergillaceae
Product: amidase
Exons: 2
Coding region: 1-1512 (503 amino acids)
Source: RefSeq, a predicted model, not a curated record
AUGGACGAAAUCACUAUCUCUAAUUUCCACAAAUUGCUACGCCAGGAUCCCUCCAAUGGCCCAGCAUUGGUAAUCCAUUACCUGGAAGCGAUCAAGCAACACGAUAGCACCCUCAAAACCCUCAUAACACUCAACCCAGAAGCCCUCAAAACCGCCGAAGAAAAGGCCACAGAAACAGAAACAUUCAACAAAAACAACACUCCCUACCCAGUCCUACACAGUGUCCCCGUAAUCCUCAAAGACAACUACAGCACAUACAACCUCCCCACCAGCGCAGGAGUAUCAGCCCUCAAAGACCUCCGCACAACCAACAGCGAAGUAGUAACCCGCCUCCUAAAAGCAGGCGCAAUCAUCCUCGCCAAAGCAAACCUCCAUGAAUUCGCCUUACAAGGAACAACAACCUCAUCCCUAGGCGGCCAAACCCUCAAUCCAUAUGAUGCAGGUCGCACGCCGGGUGGUUCAUCCGGUGGCACAGCCGCGGCCCUGGCAUGUAACUUUGGACUUGUUGGUUGCGGCACAGACACGAUGAACUCACUGCGUUCACCGGCGUCAGCUUGUGGAAUUGUAGGAUUCCGACCAUCAACGGGGAGGGUGUCGUGUGCAGGUCUUGUGCCUGUUUCCGAGACGCAGGAUUGUGCAGGGCCUAUGGGGAGGCGUGUUUGUGAUGUGAGGGUUAUGUAUGGGGUCAUGAAAGAUGGAGGUGGAGAUGGAUAUGAUGAUCUGAAUGGGUCUACUUCUAUUUCGAUACCACCUCGCAGACCAGGCCGCCAAGUUCGAAUUGGAGUCCUGGAAGCAUACUUCGCAAUCGAGGAAUCAUGUGCGGAGCCGGAACUACUCUCCGAGAACGAGAUCGUACAGGAUAUCAUCCGAACAAGUCUAUCAUCUCUCGCCUCCCAAGAUGAGAAUAUAACCUUGGUUCCAAUCCCAGAAUCCAGUCAUCCAGACUGGAGCAUCACAACCCUCCUCGCAAAAGCCGACACGCAAGCCUUCGAAUUCAAGCACUAUCUGGAUGAAUUCCUUCAAUCGCCAUUUAUAACCUCAACACCACAUCGAUCCCUCGAAACGAUUAUUCAGAGCGGAGAAUACGAUCAAAAAGCCGCGACACAUGUCAUGACAGCUGCACUAGAAGACCCAGAAACAUACUCGCCCCACAGCGCAGCACAUGAAGAACGAUUGAAGUAUAUCGCCUCAUUAAAAGAAUCCUUACGUGACUGCUUCGAUGCAUAUGAUAUCGACGCAUUAGCUUAUCCACAUCAACGACAACUGCCCGUGAAGAUUGGGGCUACGAUGCAGCCGGGUCGAAAUGGAGUUUUGGCUGCGUUGACAGGGAGGCCUGCCAUCUGUAUUCCUGCUGGAAGAAGCCCUAGCUCUGAUUCUUCUAUUCUGGGCGUGCCAGUUGGAUUGGAGCUUAUGGGACGGCAGUGGGGGGAGGAUGAAUUGCUUGAUCUUGCGGAGCGGGUUGAGGGGAUGUCGGAGGCUAGGAGGGCACCUAUUUUGAAUUGUUUCGAAUGA